GCAAUAUCUUCCCCUCACUCUUUUGGACUCUUCCACUUAUCCACAAACAUUCCCAUCCAAAUUCCGCGUUACUUGCUACUGUUUUGUGUGGCCUCAAAAUCCCACGGAAACAUUCCCAACCUGAUGCCCCCAGUCCCCUGAAUUCUCCCUUUCAAUUCCGAUUUCGCCGAAUCGAGAAUCUUCCUCUGCAACUGUUUCGUUGAACCAGAAAGAUUUCAUGAGCAGUUGCCCGCCAAAUUUUCAUUCAAAUUGUCUUCUCAUUGCGAGUUUUGUUUCGAUGAAUUGUUAGCGGGGGCUUGGUUAGUGAUCGAAAUGGAGCGAUUUUCGCAGCGGGAGAGCCUUCUUCUGGGCUACAGUCCUCAGAGUGCGUUCGUCAACUCCGGUUCUUCUUCCCACACUCCCACCAAAAACUCGGAAGUUGAUUUUCAUGACGUUUUUGGUGGCCCGCCGAGGCGGCCGUCCACUAACGAAAUGAGGUACAGCUUCAGCGAAACUACCGAGAGCAGCGGGUUGAAAAGGGAUGCUUAUGACGACGGCGAUGAUGAUUGGUCCGGUUUGAUUGAGAAGCCGGUGUUUGGGGAAGGGUCUGUGAAUAGAAGACGGACGCAGAGCGAUGACUUCUUUGAUGACAUCUUUAAAGGCAAUCAUUCUGUCAGUUCAAGUCCCAGGAGGCUUCAGAGGGACCCUUUUGCUUCGGCGCCAGGUUCCCAGGUUCUAAGCCCCGCCCACCCCCUGCUGCACAAACCCGAGCCCUCUGCGGCUUCUUCACUGCCUGCACAAUUCAGCCUCCCUGACGGAUUUAGCAAAGGGGUGGUGGACCUGCCUGCGUUUGGUUCUGCUGCUCGUACGAGCUCUCUUUCGAGAUUUUCGAACCAAGCAAUUGAUGAGGAGUUGAGAAAUGAUAUUCGAUCCAGUACUCGCCAGAGCUCCUCAUCCCGAGAUUUUUCUCUUGUUGGUGAGGGGUCCUCAAGCUUGGCUACAUCUGAUAAAGCAGACACAGGAGUGAAUUCGGAACAGGAUUCAAAGAGUUCGGAAAAUCCAACUUCUAGCAGUCCGUUUCAGUUUCAUUUCUCAAUUUACAGGUGGGCAAGCAAAGGAGUGCCAAUCGUGAUACCUCUUAGGGGACGGAAUGGUUCAAGAGUGCAGGAAAGAACCAAAAAUGAAGAAGAUUCGAGCACUAAGGAAAGCGCUGCUACUGAGAGUACGCGGAGGGAAUCGCCUAAAUCCACUCUGCCUAUUACUGAUUUUCCCUCCAAUGAGGAUCCACUCGCCGAUGCUAGGUCCCCUACCAUGGAACGAAACAUUCAAGAAAAUGACUUGCUUCUUGAUGAAAUCACUCCUGAUAAAGUCGAUCCACAACAAUCUGUUGAGAAAGCAAUUCUUCCCGUAACUAAAUCAGGAACCGUCAGCAGCCUUCAUGACAUUACUGGAGAUGUUUCCGGUAAUACCAUCUCAUUCCAUAAAAGUGAAGAUAUAGAGCCUCAUCCUUUACUGAAAACAGCUUCUUCUGAAGACCGACAGAAAGAAAUUCCUGCGCUUAUGGAACGAGUUCACGAGCCUGUUCUAAAUCCUGUUCCUUCUUUGUUUUUUGAUGAAGAUCUUCAACAAGGCAAUGAUGAGGUAACUAAAACGAGUAGUAAAAAGGAAAUCAUGGUUAAAGGCACCAAAAAAUCAUCUGCAGAUGUUGACACUGAAAAAACUGCAAAACAUCAGGACAGAAAAAGAAGUUCCUCGACUAAAAUUGAAGUUAUUAAAGCAAGUUUCCAAGGUUCACCGAAGAACUCAAGAGAUAAUCUCGGGAGAAGCAAAGUUAAGGGUAAGGUGAAGGACUUUGUUAAAAUGUUCAACCAAGAAGUUUUGUGUAAACCCACAUAUGAUGGUAGGAAUCUUGGAAGUCACAGCUCUAGAACAAUGGAGAAAGGCGCUCCCAAAGCAGAGAAUGAAGCGAGUAUUACCGCAACAAGGAUGAACAACUACUUACAAAGGUCUGAUGUGAAAAACACAUUUUCUGAUGCUUCCGUCAAGAUGAAGGAAGAUCUCAAACAGUUAGAGAAAGAAUAUAGUGAAUCAAGGACCGCUAGCUUUAUGCUUAAUAAUGCUCCCGUGCAGGACAUCCCUGCAUCAAGUACCGGAUCAGUUCCCGACGGAUCCAAGCCUAUAAUUGAAGAUGCAGAUGAGUCCUUUCCGGAAACUUUCCAGAUGAAAGAAGUAACUCAAGAUGAGAAAAAAGAACUGCCGCCACAACCUGGCAACAAUCGUGAAGAAUUCCAGGCGAUUGAUACUACGAUACGACAGUGGUCAAGAGGGAAGGAAGGAAACAUUCGCUCGCUGCUGACUACUAUGCAAACUGUUCUUUGGCCCGAGAGCGGUUGGAAGACGGUACCUCUUGUAGAUAUAAUCGAAGGAAAUUCCGUUAAAAGAGCGUACCAAAGGGCGCUGCUAUGUUUGCACCCAGAUAAGCUGCAGCAGAAAGGUGCUACUUCACAUCACAAAUAUCUUGCAGCAAAGGUUUUUGACAUCUUGCAGGAAGCCUGGGAUCAUUUCAAUUCACUUGGAUCCCUAUGACAAAUUUUACGUUGUAGCCACGUGUCAGAUUAUGAUUGGUCGAGUUCUUGUUCAUUCAACUGCACGUAAUUAAAUCGAAUAUAUACACUCAUGUAUAUCAUUUUGAUUGCAGAGAAUGCUACAUACAAUUGAUUUGUAAAUACAAAAACAAAAAAUAAUGUUUCUUCCGAAA
Molecule: messenger RNA, 2737 nt
Organism: Pyrus x bretschneideri (Chinese white pear)
Lineage: Eukaryota; Viridiplantae; Streptophyta; Magnoliopsida; Rosales; Rosaceae
Product: J domain-containing protein required for chloroplast accumulation response 1
Exons: 9
Coding region: 313-2565 (750 amino acids)
Biological process (GO): clathrin-dependent endocytosis; clathrin coat disassembly
Cellular component (GO): cytoplasm; vesicle; intracellular membrane-bounded organelle
Molecular function (GO): clathrin binding
Source: RefSeq, a predicted model, not a curated record